AUGACACAGACGCCUUGUUCCGUCAUCACAGAAGGGAUCAAGAGUUUUAAACUUAGCAUUCCUCCCUCAGCUCCAGGGAUGAAUGCCAACAACAGUCUGGACCAGCACCGCGAGGACCGCGACCUGGACCCCGACCCCCUCGGCCACGAGGACCCCGACCCCCACGGCCACGAGGACCCCGACCCCGACCCCCACGGCCACGACCGCCACGGCCACCACGACCACGAGGACGAGGAUGGGGACGGGGCCGGCGGCCGCGCGUGGCGGGACUUCCAGGGACGACUGGGGGCCGAAGCCAGGUUCAUUCCCAGGUGGUCUCUUUUGAAUUUCAGAGCCCAAGACCAGGCAGCCCUGCAGCUGAGUGAGUUGGAAGAGGAAAUGGAUCAGAGGAUUCAAGCAGCAGAGCACAAGACCCGGAAGGAUGAAAAACGCAAAGCUGAGGAAGCCCUCAGUGACCUCAGACGUCAGUACGAAACAGAAGUAGGAGACUUGCAAGUGACCAUUAAAAAACUGAAGAAGCUUGAAGAGCAAUCCAAACAUAUAAGUCAAAAGGAAGAUGUGGCAGCAUUAAAAAAACAAAUUUAUGAUUUAUCAAUGGAAAAUCAGAAAGUUAAGAAAGAACUUUUGGAAGCACAGACAAACAUAGCUUUUCUUCAGAGUGAACUAGAUGCUUUGAAAAGUGAUUAUGCCGACCAGAGUCUGAAUUCUGAAAGGGAUCUGGAAAUAAUCCGAGAAUACACAGAAGAUCGAAAUAGUCUUGAGAGACAAAUUGAAAUACUCCAAACAGCUAACCGUAAGCUGCGUGACAGCAACGAUGGCCUCAGGAGCGCCCUGGAGAGCACUUACAGCAAGGCCAGCAGAGCCGUGCGCCUAAAUAAUAUAUCUCCAGGGAAUACAAUUUCUAGAAGCAGUCCCAAAUUUAGUGGCCAUUCUCCUCAACCUGUGGGUUAUGACAGGUCGUCCCGCUCUUCCUAUGCGGAUGAGGACUGUGACUCCUUGGCACUCUGCGAUCCCAUGCAGAGGAUGAAUUACGAAGUAGACAGCCUGCCGGAGAGCUGCUUCGACAGUGGCUUGUCUACCCUACGAGAUUCCAAUGAGUACGACUCCGAAGCAGAAUACAAGCACCAGAGGGGGUUUCAGAGUUCCCAUGGGCUGCAGGAGAGCUUCAGGGGUGACGCUUCGGACACAGAUGUUCCUGAUAUAAGAGAUGAGGAAACAUACGAUUCGGAGGACAUGGCCUCUGUCUUAGACUUGAAGCCGCAAGGGGCUGUGUGUGAAGGGAACACUGGUAGCUCCUCCAGAAAGCCCGUCCUGGCCCUUUCACCUCAAACAGACAUGGUGGAUGACAACUCUAAACCACUCAGCUCUCAGAAAGCUUACAAAAUCGUGCUGGCUGGGGAUGCUGCGGUCGGGAAGUCAAGCUUCCUCAUGAGACUCUGCAAGAACGAAUUUCGAGGACACACAAGUGCCACCUUGGGAGUGGAUUUCCAGAUGAAAACUCUCAUCGUUGAUGGAGAGCAGACAGUCUUGCAGCUCUGGGAUACAGCUGGACAGGAGAGAUUCAGAAGUAUUGCCAAGUCCUACUUCCGAAAAGCAGAUGGUGUUUUGCUUCUGUACGAUGUUACAUGUGAGAAAAGCUUCCUUAAUGUACGAGAAUGGGUAGAUAUGGUUGAGGAUGCAACCCAUGAGACCAUUCCUAUCAUGCUGGUAGGAAACAAGGCUGAUCUUCGUGACACCGCCACUGCCGAAGGACAAAAAUGUGUCGCAGGAUAUUUUGGAGAAAAACUGGCCAUGACCUACGGGGCGUUGUUCUGUGAGACAAGUGCCAAAGAUGGCUCCAACGUGGUGGAAGCUGCUCUGCACCUUGCUCGGGAAGUGAAGAAAAGGACGGAGGAGGAUGACAGCAAAUCCAUCACCAAUCUGGCCGGGACUGGUUCCAAAAAGUCUACUCAGAUGAAGAAUUGUUGCAAUGGCUAAGUCCCAACCAUCCCUGAAACGUCUUCAUUUCCACCACACUGAGUUCUGUGACUCAUUGGUUCCUAAUAGGGUGUGGCGUGCGAUGGAGAGUGUGGACUGCGCU
Molecule: messenger RNA, 2080 nt
Organism: Dipodomys ordii (Ord's kangaroo rat)
Lineage: Eukaryota; Metazoa; Chordata; Mammalia; Rodentia; Heteromyidae
Gene: Rasef
Product: RAS and EF-hand domain containing
Exons: 17
Coding region: 1-1977 (658 amino acids)
Molecular function (GO): GTPase activity; GTP binding
Source: RefSeq, a predicted model, not a curated record